AUGGGUGUUAUCCAGAUCAAGACUGCCGAGGAGUACAAGACCAAGGUCACAGACGCCCAAGGCCCCGUCAUCGUCGACUUCUUCGCCACAUGGUGCGGACCCUGCAAGGCCGUCUCCCCCCUCCUCGAGAAGCUGAGCGACGCCCACUCCGGCGUUGACUUCUACAAGGUCGACGUUGACGAGCUUGCUUCCGUCGCUGCUGAGAACGGCGUCUCGGCUAUGCCUACCUUCCACUUCUACAACAAGGGCGAGCGUAUUAACGAGGUUAAGGGUGCCAACCCCCCUGCUAUCCAGGCUGGUCUUCAGGCUUUGCUUCAAUAG
Messenger RNA from Penicillium arizonense, 321 nucleotides. RefSeq names its product thioredoxin family protein. Lineage: Eukaryota; Fungi; Ascomycota; Eurotiomycetes; Eurotiales; Aspergillaceae. The coding region runs from base 1 to 321 and encodes 106 amino acids. The record is from RefSeq and is a predicted model, not a curated record. The transcript is spliced from 2 exons. Gene Ontology annotation, molecular function: protein-disulfide reductase activity.